AUGUGGGUGCAGGGCACUAGGGCCCAAGGAGUUUGGAGCCAGGCCAUCCGUCCUCUGACUGGGGAGCUUGGGGGCGGCCCGCCCCAGGAACAGGCGGGCGGGCGGAGGGAGAGUCAGGCAGGCCUGUCUGCAGGGGCAGAGCCCUGGUUAUCCGCCCUCCCCGCCCAGGGGCCCUGCUCUGCCCAGCCCAGCCCGGGCCCCUGCGCCCCAAGGAGGCAGCCGCUGAUGGGGAGUAACAGCGUCUUGGAUUAUGUCUACUUUGAGAACUCUUCAAGUAACCCAUAUCUAAUCAGAAGGAUAGAAGAACUUAAUAAGACGGCAAAUGGCAACGUGGAAGCAAAAGUAGUAUGCUUUUAUAGGCGGCGAGAUAUUUCCAACAGUCUUAUAAUGCUUGCAGACAAGCAUGCUAAAGAGAUUGAAGAAGAAUCUGAAACGUCAAUAGAUGCUGAUUUGACAGAUAAACAGAAACAUCAGUUAAAACAUAGAGAACUAUUUUUGUCACGUCAAUAUGAAUCCCUUCCUGCAACACAUAUCAGGGGAAAAUGUAGUGUUGCACUUCUGAAUGAGACAGAAUCAGUUUUGUCAUAUCUUGAUAAAGAGGAUACCUUUUUCUAUUCAUUGGUUUAUGAUCCUUCAUUGAAAACACUUUUAGCAGACAAAGGUGAAAUAAGAGUAGGACCUAGAUAUCAAGCAGAUAUACCAGACAUGCUUGCAGAAGGAGAAGCAGAUGGCAGAGAACAAUCAAAGCUGGAGGUUAAAGUUUGGGACCCGAACAGCCCUCUUACUGAUCGACAGAUUGACCAAUUUUUAGUUGUAGCACGUUUGUCUGAAGAAGAGUUCCAUGCUAUGGACACAUUAUACAGACACAGCUAUGAUUUGAGCAGUGCAAUUAGUGUUCUGGUACCACUCGGAGGACCUGUUUUAUGUAGAGAUGAAAUGGAAGAAUGGUCUGCUUCUGAAGCCAGCCUAUUUGAAGAGGCUUUGGAAAAAUAUGGAAAAGACUUCAAUGAUAUACGUCAGGACUUUCUCCCAUGGAAGUCUUUGACUAGCAUCAUUGAAUAUUAUUACAUGUGGAAAACUACUGAUAGAUAUGUACAACAGAAACGCCUGAAAGCUGCAGAAGCUGAAAGCAAAUUGAAACAAGUCUAUAUUCCAACUUACAACAAACCAAAUCCCAACCAAAUAUCUGGCAGCAAUGGCAAACCCAACACUGUGAAUGGAGCUGUGGGAACCCCAUAUCAACCUCAGAAUGCACUGAUAGGACGGGCCUGUGAGAGCUGCUACACCACGCAGUCUCACCAAUGGUAUUCUUGGGGGCCACCGAACAUGCAGUGUAGAUUAUGUGCAACCUGUUGGCUGUAUUGGAAAAAAUAUGGUGGCCUGAAAAUGCCAACACAAACAGAAGAAGAGAAGCUGUCCCCCACCCCAACAACAGAGGAUCCCCGUGUUAGAGGUCACAUGUCACGUCAAGCCACACAGGGAAUGCCAGUCCGUAACACUGGAAGUCCAAAGUCAUCAGUGAAGACCCGCCAAGCUUUCUUCCUCCAUACUACAUGUUUGACCAAACUUGCUCGCCAGGUCUGCAAAAAUACCCUCCGGCUGCGGCAGGCAGCAAGACGACCCUUUGUCCCUAUUAAUUGUGCUGCCAUUAGGGCAGAAUAUGCAGACAGACACUCAGAAGUAUCUGGAAGUCCCCUAAAGAGCAAAAGCACUAGAAAACCUUUGGCAUGUAUCAUUGGUUAUUUAGAGAUCCAUCCUGCAAAGAAACCAAAUGUACUAAGAUCUACGCCAAGCCUGCAGAGCCCAUCUACUAAACGGAUGCUUGCCACCCCAAACCAUGCAUCUCUGAGCAUCCUGGGAAAGAGAAACUACAGCCAUCACAAUGGCCUGGAUGAACUCACAUGCUGUGUUUCAGACUGAGGUGUCCUCAUCCCAUCCUCCAAACCAAGACUCUCUUCACUGUCCCACUGAUGUUCACAGCUUUGGCUUAGGAAGAGGCACUUGUGCUCCUGGCACAUUCCAGCUUGAAACCCCCAUGACCUGAUCCCACACAGAGUCGAUGGCCCUCAGUGGGGAAAUUUGAGUUCAGAUCCCCAAAGCUACAUCUCCAUUUUGUGAAUCAAUAGCACCUCCCUUAGCCUCUCAAGAUACUAGCUGCCCAAGAGCAGGACCCAUUUGGGAAUGGAGGAGAUGAAAGUUUAUACUACCUUAACCUAGUCUCUCUGCAGCCCUCUAGCAUCACAGAAUUUACAGUUUUUCUCUUCCUCCUUUUGAGCACAUAAAUGGUCAGCUGUAUCUCCUAGAAUGAAGCAAGACCUGAGCCCUGCUGCCUUGGAGAGACAGUCACAUUUCAUGGAUCAACCCAACUGUGGUUUGUGAGGCUCUGUAAUUGUGUCUAAGAGGGGGUAUAACAUCUUUCUGAAAGAAUUCAUACGAAAUACGCUCAUAUAUAUACAUAUAUAUACAGCCUGCUGUGACAUCUUUUCUCCUUUUCCAGGCAUCACAGUCACAUAGCUUUGAUACCACCUUCACAUAACUUCCUCUUUGAUGCCAACCUCUUAGUUGUGUGGUUUGGGUUUUUUUUUGUUGUUGUUGUUUAGUUGGUUGGUUUUUUAAUGGAAAACUGUCUCUCCCCCUGGGCAGCAAGAUUCUCCAGAAUUAUCUGUCUCAAGAAGCAGAAAUUGCCUUUUGUGAUUCUGUGAAAGCCUCUUUCCUUGUCUUUUUAUUGUUGGAUAUAGCCUGAGGCCUUAAUGUUCACAUGUAGCUCUUAGAUGACCUUCACUCCCCUCCCUACCUUCUAGUGCUUAAACUUUGCUUCAAAUUUGUCAUAAAUGAUAUGACACAAAUUAUUUUCUUCCCUUUCUAAGGGGAUGUUCAUUCUUCUCCCUGAUGAUGAUCCAGGUGUUCUGAGCUCCUGUUUACCAAGUGAUCCCUGCAGUUUAUCCAAAGGACAGACCAAUAGAGGAUAAACUGGGGCUGGGUCUCCCCUUGAAUGGCUGAGACAAGCUGAGACUGACAUCUGUCCACCAAAGGACAACUUUGCCCUUUAGGUAGAUGGAAGGGGAGAGGAAGAGAGGGAGAGAGGCAGAGAGAGAGAGGCAGAAAGAGAGAGAGGUGCAGAGAAAGA
Gracilinanus agilis (Agile Gracile Mouse Opossum) is the source of this 3127-nucleotide messenger RNA. It is a transcript of the gene MTA3, whose product is annotated as metastasis associated 1 family member 3. NCBI's taxonomy places the organism in Eukaryota, Metazoa, Chordata, Mammalia, Didelphimorphia, Didelphidae. Gene Ontology annotation, molecular function: transcription corepressor activity; histone deacetylase binding; sequence-specific DNA binding. Gene Ontology annotation, biological process: negative regulation of transcription by RNA polymerase II. Bases 1 to 1920 code for a protein of 639 amino acids. Gene Ontology annotation, cellular component: nucleoplasm; NuRD complex. The record is from RefSeq and is a predicted model, not a curated record. The transcript has 17 exons.